GUUUCUAGUUUCCAUCCAUGCCGCAGCUCGGUCGCGCACUCGACAGCUUUCCGUUGUCGGCAACGCAGCGCUCAAAGCUUGCCAAGGCCGGCUUUUUCAACGUGCAGGAUGUGCUCGAAGUGUCUGUGAUUGACCUCAGUCGAGAACUUGGCAUUACAACAACAGAGUCACUGGAAAUACUCACCCUCGUGCGCGGGGACGGCGACGCGGCCAAGCAGUCGCCACUUGCAAGCGCCGCGAGCGUUUCAGGCGUUGUUUCAAGCACAGCGGCGCUCGCCGCCAGCCCAGUGUCCACUUCCGCGUCAGCCGCUGCGCUGUUACAACAAGAGGCAUCGCGUGGUGCGAUUCGGACAGGCUCGUUUGACAUGGACGCCAUGCUUGGAGGUGGAGGCGUGCCUGUGGGCAAGAUCACCGAGUUCUGUGGCGCGCCAGGAAUUGGCAAAACACAACUUGGGAUACAAAUAGCUGUGAAUGCACACAUGCCGCGGGCCAUCGGUGGACUCGAGGGCGAGGCUGUUUACAUUGACACGGAAGGCAGCUUUAUCAUUGAGCGGUCGGAAGACAUUGCCGAAGGCGGCGUGCGGUUCGCGGCUGAACUGGUCGCGUCGCAGCUGCCUCCACAACAAGCGAUUGGCCUCGGAGGAAUGACCGCUCAACAGGUCUUGGCAGGAAUUCACUACUUUCGAGUUCACGAUUAUAUCGAGCAGCUUGCUCUUGUUAAUAUUUUGCCCGAGUUUCUCGCAGAGCAUCCGGCCGUCCGCGUCAUUAUUGUGGACAGUGUGGCUUUCCAUUUCCGUCACCACUUUGAUGAUAUGGCACUGCGCACUCGCUUGCUCAAUGGCAUGGCGCAGUCUUUCCUCAAGAUGGCGAUUGACUCGUCCGUGGCUAUUGUGUUAGUCAACCAAAUGACCACAAAAAUGGGCUCUGAGCGUGGACAAUCCCAUCUCGUGCCCGCCCUUGGAGAAAGCUGGGGUCAUGCUAGCACCAAUCGAGUCAUCAUGUUCUGGAAGGACGGCCUGAGACAAGCCACCCUGUACAAGUCAUCAUCCAUGCAGGAGCGAACCAUCACCUAUCAAAUAACCGCCGAGGGUGUGCGAGAUGCCCCCUCGCGCAAUCUUCAACCAACACCACUCGUCCCAGCCACCAGCAACAGUUACAUGGCCCCCUCGAAAAGGCCGCGCGAGGAAGAUUCCGAUCCCCUCAGACCAGCCACUACAAGUCCUCAGCCCGAGGAUGUUGGACAACACGUCCAUCGCGCAGCUCGCGUGGUAGGCUCGUUCGAACCAUGA
This is a messenger RNA of Capsaspora owczarzaki ATCC 30864, 1289 nucleotides long. RefSeq names its product RAD51C protein. The record is from RefSeq and is a predicted model, not a curated record. Gene Ontology annotation, cellular component: Rad51B-Rad51C-Rad51D-XRCC2 complex; Rad51C-XRCC3 complex; replication fork. The coding region runs from base 18 to 1289 and encodes 423 amino acids. Gene Ontology annotation, biological process: reciprocal meiotic recombination; meiotic DNA recombinase assembly; DNA repair. Lineage: Eukaryota; Filasterea; Ministeriida; Capsasporidae. Gene Ontology annotation, molecular function: ATP binding; ATP-dependent DNA damage sensor activity; ATP hydrolysis activity. The transcript is spliced from 8 exons.